AGAGAUGCAUACAUGAGUGAGGGCUGCAAACGUUGCAACUGUAGGAGGUCUAAGUGCUUGAAACUUUAUUGUGAGUGCUUUGCAGCUGGCGUUUAUUGUGUGGAUUCUUGUGCAUGUGUAAACUGCUAUAACAAGCCUGAGUUUGAGGACACAGUUCUUGAUAUACGUCAGCAAAUUGAAGCUCGUAAUCCACUUGCAUUUACUCCAAAAGUUGUCGACAAUGCCAUUGGUUCUUCGCCCAACUUUACGGAAGAACAGGACUUGACGACCCCAUCCUCGGCCAGGCACAAGAGAGGUUGCAAUUGCAAGAAGUCAAAGUGUCUGAAAAGAUACUGUGAAUGCUUCCAGGCUAAAGUUGGAUGUUCCAGCGCGUGUCGAUGUGAGGGUUGCAAAAAUACGUUUGGCGUUACUCCAGAACCAGUAUAUAACAGAGCUAAAAGGUGGGCAUCCCACCCUGCUGAGAAGCUGGAUAAUGUGAAGGGUGCUAUUGCUUGCAUCAAGGCCCCGGGUAUCAUUCAUUACUCACCGACAUGGGAAGGAAUUUCUGAUAUAAGCAAGCUUACACCUUUGUCACAUCCUUGCUCACGCGCAGCGUUUUCUUCAGCUUCAUCAAGUAGCUCUGCAAAAAUUCCACAAGCCCAGUUGCCAUCAAGUCAGCUUCAGCCAUCAGGUGCACAUUAUGACAUACCCUAUGAUGAUACACCUGAGAUACUCGAGGAAACUUCUAACCCCACCAAGGUUGUAAAGGCUAGCUCACCAAAUCAGAAACGUGUGUCACCUCCACAAUCCCAAUCCCGGUUAAGAGAAAGAUCUCCAACAGGCUUGAGAAGUGGCCGCAAAUUCAAUUUGCAGGCUAUGCCUUCUUUCCCUCCUCUUACACCGCACCGUAAUUCCAAAGAAGGCACUAAUGAAAUUGAGAAUGAUGAUAAAUAAUCUGCCAACAAGAACAUUUGGACAACACACAAGAAGUUGGGCAAGGCAUGACUCAGAUAGCUUUCACAUCUGAUUGUAGAAAAUCUGCAUACAACUGUCUUCUGCAGGACACCAUCUAUCGAUCUGCUUCCAACUUUACAAGCUCAGUGAAAGAAUGCUUCUGUAUUUCCAGAAGUUUGGUAAGCCUUAUUGCAAAAGGCAGUGCUAAUUGUUGGCCUUCAUUGUAAUACCAUUGCAAAAGUUUUGUAAUAUCAAGUGUAAUUGUCAUUUAAAGAUUUAGUCCUUGGAUUAUUUUGCAGCUUUUUUCUUUUUUCUUUUUGGUGUCUCUGUACUGUAAUCCUGUAGAUAUAUAAAGUCUAUAAUCUUUAC
Molecule: messenger RNA, 1302 nt
Organism: Prunus mume (Japanese apricot)
Lineage: Eukaryota; Viridiplantae; Streptophyta; Magnoliopsida; Rosales; Rosaceae
Source: RefSeq, a predicted model, not a curated record